AUGGCGCCUGCUGCGAAGAGCACCACGCCGGGACGCCGCAAGAAAACGGACAAUCAAUACUUUGACGUGGGCAAGGUCGGCAGAAAAACGGGCAUCACCCUCAAAGACACGGGCAUACGCGACGAACAUGGAUUGGAACCGGUUUCUGGCAUUUUCUCAUCGCCAACUUCACCCGAUCAGAAUGGUGGCAGGACGCUCACGAGCGAGGGAAUGGACCUGGAGGAUGAUUCCGCGCCGGACAUUACACAGACUUUGACGGGACGCAGGGUUCACAUGCCUCCGCCACGCCAGACGACACCGCGACACACGAAUAUUGGAUCUCCCAAGCGCAUGUCCUCUGCGCGACCCACCUCGCGAUCAGCAGUAGAAGAUGCCGCUUCUUCACAACCUCUAACAAACGCGCCUGCGAAUCGCAGAUUGGACUUUGCAGGGACCAAUCGAAAUCGCAAGAGUGUUAAUGUAGUCGAUGGAAGCCCCUUCAAACCGAGAAAGAUUCUACGGCGUUCGGACGGACCCGUGCGAAGAAGCAUCUACGAACAAGUCGACGAGGAGGAGGAAGUUGAGGAUGAGGCUGCGGUGGAUCCCACGAUUGCUGGCGUGGAGGACGACAGCAUCGAGCACUCCAUCGAAGACAAUGAUCAGAUUAUGAUGGAGGAUGAUGUGCCGGAGGUGGAAGAUGACCAGAGUGCGAUUAGUGUGACCGAGACUCAAGCUCCCGCGAAAAGAAAGCCCGGAAGACCUCGAAAAUCGGAUCAAUCGAACGCAAGUCUGGUUCAGCAUUCGCCGCAAGUGGAAAGAACGAGCUCAGCAGGCAAAAAGCGAACCCGGACAAGCAUGAAUGACACGGACAACAGCAUCUCUCAAGUACCAGUUAUAGCAUCUGGGUCUCGGCCAAAGAAGAGCCGGACCUCCAACACAGGAAGCAUUCCUGUUCUUCGCGAUAGUUACGCUGGCGAUGACGACGCAUACCCCAUCGAAGUUGAAGACUACCCGGAAGAUGAACAGCCCGAAGAGAUGGAGGUGGAUGCUCAACUCAAUUCACAACUUCAAGAAGAGCCGGAGCCGCAGCCGCAGCCCAGAGGCAAGGGCCGACCAAAGGGCAAAGGGAAGAAGGCAAUAGCGCCCAAAGAAAGGGAUGCAAAUCGAUCCAUGCAGAAGAAGGGAAGCCCCGUAAAAAUCAAUGAUUCGCCUUCAAAACGGCAUCGUGGCGGCAGCGCUGGUCCCGUUAGUAACGUCCAGCUGCGAGCAGUCACACCCUUCGAUGACUCCAACCAGACGACUUCACGCGCGGGGAGGAAUCUGAUUCAGCCAUUGAAAUUUUGGCAAAACGAAUCACUAAUAUGGAAAGGCGGAGAGAUUGAGGGCGUAAUUCGUGCGGACCCUGUCGAGCAGUCAAGAGCGGCUAGCAAAAAAAGGAGGAAGAGCAAAAAGCCCAAACGUUCAAAACUUAACGCCAUCGAAGAAGAGAGCGACACGGAAUCGAUACUGCCAGAUGAGUGGGAAGAAGAGAUGGGAGUCAUCACUGGCAAUAUUGCGGCCUGGAACCCACUCACCAACACCGCAGACCCCGGCGGCUCCAAACAAGAAGACAUCGCAUUCGCCGCUUCGUCGAUUGUCACACGAGACGUUCCCGGGUCUCAAUUCAAGUACGCAAAGAUAAUGACUCUUCCCUUCUUCGGCGCGGGCGUGGUAGAGCUGCCACCGGGCGGUUUCAAACGAGCCAAGAACAGCCGGAAGAUGCAAAUGGUCUUCUUUGUGCAUGAAGGCAAAGUUCUGGUGGAGGUGGGCGCGACGGGGUUAGAGAUUAACGAGUUUGCGCUCAGCAAAGGCGGUUGUUGGAUCGUCCCCAGAGGUAAGCUUCUCAUCCCAUUCCCAGAUUCCUUCCUUCCCCCAGCGAGCACUGCAUACCCCAUCCGAACCGACGUCGUCUGGCUUCCAACCUGGAUUGCUCGGUUCCGCACAAGUCAUGGCCGACUUCGAUCGACUUUUUCCACGAACCCGGAUCCCUGUCAAUGGCUGGUCAAUCCCGCGAGGCGGUGA
Molecule: messenger RNA, 2040 nt
Organism: Ramularia collo-cygni
Lineage: Eukaryota; Fungi; Ascomycota; Dothideomycetes; Mycosphaerellales; Mycosphaerellaceae
Exons: 4
Coding region: 1-2040 (679 amino acids)
Biological process (GO): attachment of mitotic spindle microtubules to kinetochore; kinetochore assembly; spindle attachment to meiosis I kinetochore
Cellular component (GO): kinetochore
Molecular function (GO): centromeric DNA binding
Source: RefSeq, a predicted model, not a curated record